AUGGCAUUCAGAACAACUGCCAAUUUUAAUAAUGCUCCUAAACCAUGGAUAACGAUUCCAACUGAACUCAUUGGCUCCAUACCACGAAUCACAGCAUUAUUAGAAGGUCAACAAGCAUACAAAGCUGGUCGUAUAAGUAAAAAUCAACUGGACGUUCUACAAGAUAAAGCAGUUCGACAAACAAUUGCUGAAUUAGAAAAAACCGGGCCAGGACAGAUAACUGACGGUGAACAAGCUAAACCAUCUUUUCUCAUCUAUCCAAUCGCUCCAUUAUAUCCUUCCGAAUAUACUUUCGAUGAUAUGAUUGAUUGUUUUACAAUCAUAUUCUCUGAUGGACACCAACGUACAUUACCACGAUUGACAAAAGCUCCAUUUCGAUAUGGAAAAUACGCUGUAGAUUAUGUCCGUAAAGCUCAACAGUAUACAUGUCGACCAAUCAAGCAAGCUGUUAUCUCUCCCUCAGCUCUGUCGAAUGUUUAUCCUCGCCCAACGAUACCAGGCUAUACCCGUGAACAGUUUCUCGACGAUUUAGUCAACGAAGUGGAGAAAGAUAUUCGCCUAUGUUUAGAAGCUGGUGUGGAUAAAGUCCAAAUGGAUUUUACUGAAGCUCGUUUGUCUCUUAAAAUAGAUCCAUCGGGAAAACUAUUAAGAAAUUUCGUGCAAUUGAACAAUCGUGUUUUAGACCGAUUUGCCGAUAAUCCUGAGUACUACAACAAAAUUGGUAUUCAUAUUUGUCCAGGAGGCGAUCGAGAUUCUCAUCAUUCAUUAGAUAUUGAUUACACAUUGGUUUUACCGUUGAUUUUCGAUUUACAUGUCAAGCAUUUUUAUGUAUCCUUAGCAUCCGAACGUGAUCGAAAGAAAGUUUUGACAAUGAUUCGAGAAUAUAUUCAACCAGAUCAUCGUAUUUUCAUCGGCGUUAUCGAUCCGAUAGAUGCGCGAGUUGAGAACGCUGAACAAGUAUGCGAUCGAAUACUGGAAGCUGCUCGAUUCAUAAACAUUGAGCAAUUAGGAACGACGGAUGAUUGUGGCUAUGCACCGUUUUCGGAUGAUGAAUCAACAACACGAGCCAAAUGCUACGAUAAAAUACGAGCUCGGGUUGAUGGAACUCGGAUGGCUGAACGAAUAUUAAAUACACGGAAAUAA
Adineta ricciae is the source of this 1143-nucleotide messenger RNA. The record is from the annotation of a GenBank genome assembly. Lineage: Eukaryota; Metazoa; Rotifera; Eurotatoria; Adinetida; Adinetidae.